ACUGCGGCGGGCAUUCUGACACUGGGGGGAACUGACUUUGUGUCACUGACAUCCCCAGUGACACCAAUACAGUGAUCAGUGCUAAUAAAAAGCAUUGACACUGUACUGAUGGCACUGGCCAGGAAGGGGUUAACAUGAGGGGAAAUCAAAGGGUUAACUGUGUGCUGAUGGUUCACUAUAAGCACACUGCUUUGGAUGGCUGUGCGGGAGCUGACAGGGAGGAGAACUGUUUUGUUUACAAACAGUUCUUCCUCCCUGUUGGAGAUGCUCAUCACCGGCAAGGACCCAGUGAUUGACA
Molecule: messenger RNA, 298 nt
Organism: Staurois parvus
Lineage: Eukaryota; Metazoa; Chordata; Amphibia; Anura; Ranidae
Source: the annotation of a GenBank genome assembly